Molecule: messenger RNA, 720 nt
Organism: Microthlaspi erraticum
Lineage: Eukaryota; Viridiplantae; Streptophyta; Magnoliopsida; Brassicales; Brassicaceae
Source: the annotation of a GenBank genome assembly
AUGCUUUUUACUCAACUCGACCCUAAACUCGAUCGAGCUCGGUACUCUGUUCCACUCGACUCGAGUCCUUGGUCGAGCUGUUGCUUACUGCUUUUUUACUUUUAUUGCAUUGCAUUUCAUUUUUUAGGUGUAUGCGAACUCGAUCGAGUCGGUCUACAGAGACUUGGUCGAGCUAGACUUACAACGGGUAGAAAGAGGGUUCAGAGGUCACAGAGGGUACAAGAGGAACCUGAGGUGCUUGUUGCUGAUACAAUGGAUGUACCAGAGGGGAAUGGAAACCCUUUGGGCAAUGGACUCGGUCGAGCUAGGCAAACUCGACCGAUUGGUCAAGGAGAUGCUCCAAACCGCCACCAACAGAGACAAGGGAUUGUUCCACCACCAGUGCAGAACCACAACUUUGAGAUCAAGCUGGGAAUGAUCAACCUUGUUCAGAACAAGAUGUUCCAUGGAUUGCCAAGUGAAGACCCCAUUGACCACCUUGAUGAGUUUGAUAGGCUUUGUGAUUUGACAAAGAUCAAUGGUGUCUCUGAAGAUGCCAUCAAGCUGAGACUCUUUCCUAUGUCUCUAGCUGACAAAGCUCACCAAUGGGAGAAGAGCUUGCCCCAUGGCACAAUCACCACUUGGGAUGAAUGCAAGAAGGCCUUUCUUGCUAAGUUUUUCUCCACCGGUCGCACAGCCAAGCUUAGGAGAGAUAUCCAGCUUCAUCCAGCGAAACAAUGA